UGAGAUUCCAGGCAGCAGCGCCCCGCCUAGCGUCGUUCGCCGGCACUGAAGCGGCGAUAAGUGGCUGUCUUGGGGAGGGAAAAGCUGGGCAAGGGGGAUCCAUCUUGGCCGCAAAACAGAGAACAAAACGCAAAACAACAACAACAACAAACAAAAAAAAAACAAGGGAGGCGAAAGCAACGGCUUCUCUGCUGCAGUAUCUCCCCAUCCUCGCCUCGUCGACGGCGCUGUGGGGGAGCCCCGGGAAGGGCUUGCUUUGGGGCCGCUUGUAGGAUGUCCCGACAUGAGGGUGUGAGCUGCGACGCUUGUUUGAAGGGAAACUUCCGGGGCAGACGCUUCAAGUGUCUCAUCUGCUACGACUACGACCUGUGCGCGUCGUGCUACGAGAGCGGCGCAACCACCACGCGACAUACCACAGAGCACCCCAUGCAGUGUAUAUUAACCAGGGUAGACUACGAUUUGUAUUAUGGCAACGACACCUUCUCAUUGGAGCAGCACCAGGCGUUCACAUGUCCUUACUGUGGCAAGAUGGGAUUCACGGAGACGUCCUUGCAGGAGCACGUCACCGCUGAGCACCCCGAGACGUCAACUGAGGUGAUCUGUCCAAUAUGUGCCGCCUUGCCCGGGGGGGAUCCCAACCAUGUCACAGACGACUUCACAGCCCACCUCACUCUCGAGCACAGAGCACCUAGAGAUUUGGACGAGUCGAGCAGCGUCCGGCACGUGCGGCGGAUGUUCCACCCCGGGCGGGGACUGGGCGGCCCCCGAGCGCGACGCACCAACAUGCACUUUACUGGCGGCUCAGCGGGCGGCCUGUCUUCGUCCACGUCGUCAUCGCAGAGCUCCACCUACACGCCCAGCAACAGGGAGGCCAUGGACCCCAUCGCAGAGUUGUUGUCACAGCUGUCUGGGGUGCGGCGCGCAGCAGGCGGCCAAAUCAACUCAUCGGGGCCUUCAGCGUCGCAGCUGCAACAGCUCCAGAUGCAGUUGCAGCUAGAGCGGCAGCAGGCGCAGGCGGCGCGCCAGCAGGUGGAGACAGGCCGCCACGCCGCCCGACGCGGCAACAACCCGGCUAACGCCGCCGGCUCGGCCGCCGCCACCAUCCCGCCGCCCAGCGCGGCCGCCACAAGCACGGGCACACCGGCCGAAAGCAACCCCUCAACCUCAUCCCACAAUUCCCAGUUUCUAUUAGCACGGCUGAACGAGUCCAAGUUGUCAGAGGCGGAGCGUCAGCUGGCGGAGGGCGAGCGCGCCGACCGCAGCCUGUUCGUGCAGGAGCUGCUGCUGUCCACGCUCAUGCGUGACGAGAGCUCGUCCUCCGAUGAGGACGAGCGGCGGGACUUCGUCGACUUCGGCGCCAUGGGCUGCGUGGACGUGAUGCCCCUUGACGUGGCAUUGGAGCACCUGCAGCUCCGUGAGAGAGCCUCCGCCACCAAGGAGCCGCCGCCGCCUCUUUGAUGUCCAGGCAGUGCGCAGACUCUGUCCCACCUGCUGCAACUGUCAGUGAUGGACAUCCCUCCCGCCCCCAAAAAGCCCCGCCUACCAUGCAUUUUUUUUUUUUUUUUUUGUUUUUGUUUUUUUUUGUUUUUGGGUGAUUGUAUUGUCAGGCCAUUUUUUGUUUUUACAUGUCAGCAAAACUCUAAGGAGCAGCGUAGAUGACAUGAGGCACAAUAAUUUAAUUGUGGUCGAUGUAUAACUAUAGCAUGCUCACAAAAUGCUUUUUUGUGGUCACAAAAUACUAAAUUGUGGCCCCAAAAUAGGCAUAACGUGCCACAAAAUGUGUAUUUGUGCUUACGAAAUACCAAUUCUUGGCCACAAAAUAUGUGUGCACAAAAUACAAAUUUGCGGCUACAAAAUAGGUAUAACAUGCACACAAAAUACUAAUUUGUGGCCAUGAAAUGGGUAUAACAUGCUCACGAAAUAAGUACAGUCCCCUAAAAGUAUACGGCAAGGUCAAUUCAUUUGUUUUUGUUGUAUACUGAAGACAUUUGGGUUUCAGAUCAAAAGAUCAAUAUGAGACAGAAGUUAAGAAUGCCAGCUUUUAUUUCAUAGUAUUUACAUCUUGAUGUGUUAAACAACGCAGGACAGAGCACCUUUUGUUUGAAGCCACCCACUUUUCAAGUGAGCAAAAGUAUUGGAACAUCCCUCCACCCAUCCAUUUUCCAUACCGAUUCUCCCCACUAGGGUCGCGGGUGUGCCGGAGCCUAUCCUAGCUAUCUUCGGGCGAGAGGCGGGGUACACCCUAAACUGGUCGCCUGCCAAUCGCAGGGCACAUAUAAACAAACCACCAUUUGUACUCACAUUCACAGCUACGGGCAAUUUAGUCCCGAUCUUCAAUCAACCUGCCAUGCAUGUUUUUGGACUGACAUUAAAUUGAAGUGUAUAACAUUUACUAUUUGGUGGCAUAACCCUGACUUCCAAUAACUGCAUCAAGCCUGUGACCCAUUGACUUCACCAGACUGCUGCAUUCUGCAUUUGAAAUGCUUUUCCAGGCCCUUACUGCAGCCUCUUUCAGUUCUUGUUUGUUUCUGGGGGUUUCUUCUCUUCAGUCGUUAAAAUGCAUGCUCUCUUGGCUUAAGGUACCCAAAUGUCCCAAACCCAAAUGUCAGUGUAUAACAAAAACAAAGGAAUUGACCUUGCCGUUCCAAUAUUUUGGGAGGGGACUGUAUAACGUGUGCACAAAAUACAAAUUUGUGGCGCCCUUGUUUGUUUCUGAGGGUUUCUCCUUUUCAGGCAGUAAAAUGCAUGCUCUAUUGGGUUAAGGUACCAAAAUGUCCCAAACCCAAAUGCCAGUAUAUAACAAAAACAAAGGAAUUGACCUUGCUGUUCCAAUAUUUUGGAAGGGGACUGUAUAGCGUGUGCACCAAAUACAAAUUUGUGGCCCGAAAGAGUUAUAAUGUGCACACAAAAUAAUUCGUAGCCACGAAAUAGUUAUAAACAGGCAUACUAAAUAUUGGGUUUACAGUAGGAGUUAGCAAUCUUUUUUAAACUGAGAGCUACUUCUUUGGUACCGUAGUGAUUAAUGCGAAGGGUUACCAAUUCAAAACAUAGUUCUGUGUUGUUCAAAUUACCUUUAAUUAAUGAUAUUCAUCGAUGAAAAGACCGAUUAUGUUAAUGAUUUCUCACAAUUAUCAGCAAUACUUUCACAUGAAAGGAAACAAAUAUCAGUAUGCAACACUUUAGCUCUAUAAAUCUCUGCAAGUAUUAACAUUUUCAGACAAUCACUUCCACAACAUUCCUAAGAAUAGCAAAUACAUCUACUUUACCCGUUAUAGACAAGGUGUGCUAAAUUUUCUAACCCAGCUGUCAAAUAGUGCCACAGCAACUUUGUAGCCAUAUAUUAACAUUUUGUUUGCAUGUUAAAUCUAUAAGGUGGCCACAUUUUCAACCCCACCCCUCAACACACACACACAGUCGCCCAAUGUCAUGUCUGGGGUUCUGUAAAAUUAAACCAGAUUUAGUGGGGUGGAAUAUGGCGAUGGAGUGAGCCAGCGAGCGCACAGAAAUCUAUCUAAAUAUAUGAAGAUGAUAAUCAUACAGUUCCCCCACCCUCCCCAUCUGUGAAAAUGCUUGACGCCCACCAACCGUUGCCUCCUGUGGGACGCAGCUCCAAACCCUCACUGCCCUCACCCUUAGACAGCGCCCUCCCCUCCACCACCCCUGCACCUAUAAAUAGGCACCCCCCACCCCCUAUUGACAAGACCAGAGGAUGUGGGGCCCCUCUGCCCAAGCUGCUGUGUGUGUUUCAGACUAUUAUCAAUAAAAACAAGUGUUCAGACGGGUUACCGUAAUAACUACUGCAUGCGGUUCUUUGCAGCGUGCAUGACUUUUAAUCAUUAAAAAGAAAAGACGACAAAUAAAUCCAAACGCUGACAUGGUAACUAGCUAGUGCUGGUUAACUUUCCGCAGAUGCCUCUAAAAUACGAAGAACGCGCUUCUCUCUCGGUUUUUUGUUCAUGAAGAAAAGCCGCGUCUGAAUACGCACAUUGGAAGAAAAAAUCACGAACAUUGUUUAUUGAGUAGAUGCCGUGUACAAAAAUCUAUACACGAGUGAUUGUGUCUGUCGUUUUUUUUUUAUUUUUUCUGUCUUUUGUUUUUUCAGAGAGGGGACAUUAUUUUUCUGCUAAGGCUAGCACUUUGUAUUUAUUCAUGUCUGUUUCGGAGCCUUGAGGAAUCUCGCCGCCUUUGCGCCUUCUACGUUGACCCUCCUAUGUACAAUACAACAAGAUGUAUAUUGAAUUUGUGGCUUUAAUAAUGGUUCAAAGACAUGAGGAGACUUUUCUUUUUAUUACAAAAUGUACAUUUAGAGUACAAUAAAUCCAAACUGCACAUCUUUUGAUGAAGCCAA
Messenger RNA from Phyllopteryx taeniolatus (common seadragon), 4348 nucleotides. It is a transcript of the gene kcmf1, whose product is annotated as potassium channel modulatory factor 1. The record is from RefSeq and is a predicted model, not a curated record. Gene Ontology annotation, molecular function: zinc ion binding. Gene Ontology annotation, cellular component: plasma membrane. Lineage: Eukaryota; Metazoa; Chordata; Actinopteri; Syngnathiformes; Syngnathidae. Gene Ontology annotation, biological process: synaptic signaling. Bases 274 to 1458 code for a protein of 394 amino acids. The transcript has 7 exons.